Molecule: messenger RNA, 538 nt
Organism: Meloidogyne enterolobii
Lineage: Eukaryota; Metazoa; Nematoda; Chromadorea; Rhabditida; Meloidogynidae
Source: the annotation of a GenBank genome assembly
UCGAGUAAAAUUAUUUAUUGAUGGGGCAGAAUCUUCGGAUGCUCCUCAAAUUCAAAAAUUUGAAGAAAUAUUAAAACAAAAAACUAAAGUUCACAAAAAUGAUAUGAGUGGAGUUGAAGAAAAAAAGUUAAAAAGGAAAUUAUAUGCUAAAGAUUAUUAUCAGAAAAACAAAAAGAAAGUUCAAGAAUAUAAUCGAAAUUAUCAGAAAAAUUCAGAACUAAACAAAAAAACAAAGCAAAAAUACAUGCAAAAAUAUUACGAUAAUAAUAAAGGAAGCAUGAUAAAUUAUAAUAAAGAUUAUUAUCAGAAUAAUAAAGAAAAAAUUCUUGAAGCCCAAAGAAAGUACCGCCAAAAUAAUAAAGAAAAAAGAAUUGAAUAUAAUCGUAGAUACCAAGAAAAGAAGAAAAACAAAGAGGCAAACUUACAGGAUAUUUACCAGAAAUUAUUAGAAGUUCAAUCUGAUAAUGUGGAAGGAAAUUUCUUUAUUAGUCCACAGAAUGAUGAUUUUAACAAUAAAGAAUUAUCAAAAUGUAAAUAA